Messenger RNA from Balaenoptera ricei (Rice's whale), 4911 nucleotides. It is a transcript of the gene SART3, whose product is annotated as spliceosome associated factor 3, U4/U6 recycling protein. The transcript is spliced from 19 exons. The record is from RefSeq and is a predicted model, not a curated record. Gene Ontology annotation, biological process: RNA processing. The coding region runs from base 16 to 2952 and encodes 978 amino acids. Lineage: Eukaryota; Metazoa; Chordata; Mammalia; Artiodactyla; Balaenopteridae. Gene Ontology annotation, molecular function: RNA binding; protein binding.
CACUGGAGGCGCAAGAUGGCGACGGCGGCCGCAGCAUCGGCUUCGGAAGCGGAGGCUGAGCCCAAGGCCGGGCCCAAGGCCGAGGGUGAGGAGGUUGAAGCUAAGGAGGCUAGGACGAGGAGGAAGGUGUUAUCGCGGGCCGUGGCCACCGCGACGUACAAGACGGUGGGGCCGGAGUGGGACCAGCAGGAGGAAGGCGUGAGUGAGAGCGAUGGAGAUGAGGAGUACGCCAUGGCUUCCUCGGCCGAGAGCUCCCCGGGGGAGUACGAGUGGGAGUACGACGAAGAGGAGAAGAACCAGCUGGAGAUCGAGCGGCUGGAGGAGCAGCUGUCUAUCAACGUCUAUGACUACAACUGCCACGUGGACCUGAUCCGGCUGCUUCGGUUGGAAGGGGAGCUUACCAAAGUGAGGAUGGCCCGCCAGAAGAUGAGCGAGAUCUUUCCUUUGACCGAAGAGCUCUGGCUGGAGUGGCUGCAUGACGAGAUCAGCAUGGCCCUGGACGGCCUGGACAGAGAGCACGUGUAUGACCUCUUCGAGAAAGCGGUGAAGGAUUACAUCUGUCCUAACAUUUGGCUAGAGUACGGCCAGUACUCAGUCGGCGGGAUUGGUCAGAAAGGUGGCCUUGAUAAAGUCCGCUCUGUGUUCGAAAGGGCCCUCUCGUCCGUCGGGUUACACAUGACCAAGGGACUCGCCAUCUGGGAGGCUUAUCGGGAGUUCGAAAGUGCCAUCGUGGAAGCUGCCCGGCCCAUAGCUGGCUUCCUUUCCCCUUUUGACCGGGAACAAACCUUUGAUUCACAGCUGGAGAAAGUCCACAGUCUCUUCCGGCGACAGUUGGCGAUCCCACUCUACGAUAUGGAGGCAACGUUUGCAGAGUAUGAAGAAUGGUCAGAAGACCCCAUACCAGAGUCAGUAAUUCAGAACUAUAACAAAGCACUACAGCAGUUGGAGAAAUACAAACCCUAUGAAGAAGCACUGUUGCAAGCCGAAGCGCCCAGGCUGGCUGAAUAUCAAGCAUACAUCGAUUUUGAGAUGAAAAUUGGAGACCCCGCCCGCAUUCAGUUGAUCUUUGAGCGCGCUCUGGUCGAGAACUGCCUUGUCCCAGACUUGUGGAUCCGUUACAGUCAGUACCUAGAUCGGCAGCUGAAAGUAAAGGAUUUGGUUUUAUCUGUACACAGUCGCGCUGUUAGAAACUGCCCGUGGACAGUUGCCCUGUGGAGUCGGUACCUCUUGGCCAUGGAAAGACAUGGAGUUGAUCAUCGAGUGAUUUCGGUGACCUUCGAGAAAGCUCUGAGUGCUGGCUUCAUUCAGGCCACUGAUUAUGUGGAGAUCUGGCAGGCGUACCUUGAUUACCUGAGGAGAAGGGUCGAUUUCAAACAAGACUCCAGUAAAGAGCUGGAGGAGCUGCGGUCUGCGUUCGCCCGCGCCUUGGAGUACCUGAAGCAGGAGGUGGAGGAGCGUUUCAGUGAGAGUGGAGAUCCAAGCUGCCUGAUCAUGCAGAACUGGGCUCGGAUUGAGGCUCGACUGUGCAAUAACAUGCAGAAAGCCCGGGAGCUCUGGGACAGCAUCAUGACCAAAGGGAACGCCAAGUAUGCCAACAUGUGGCUUGAGUAUUACAACCUGGAAAGGGCCCACGGUGACACUCAGCACUGCAGGAAGGCUCUGCACCGGGCUGUCCAGUGCACCAGCGACUACCCGGAACACGUCUGUGAGGUGUUGCUCACCAUGGAGAGGACAGAAGGUACUUUAGAAGAUUGGGAUAUAGCCGUUCAGAAAACCGAAACUCGACUGGCUCGCGUUAAUGAGCAGAGAAUUAAGGCUGCGGAGAAGGAAGCAGCCCUCGCCCAGCAAGAGGAAGAAAAGGUUGAACAACGGAAGAGGGCCCGGGCAGAGAAGAAAGCGUUGAAAAAGAAGAAGAAGACCAGAGGCUCGGACAAGAGCAAAGCUGAUGAGGAUGAUGAGAAAGAGUGGGGCGACGAUGAGGAAGAGCAGCCUUCCAAGCGCAGGAGGGUGGAGAACAGCGUUCCUCCCGCUGGGGAGGCUGAGCCGGGCCCAGAAGCCCGCCCGGGCCUCUGUGGGGGCAGCGCCCCUGUGGCCGCGGAGCCCCCCUCCGAGCAGCAGGAGCAGCGGGCGGCCGCCCGAAGGAGGGAUGUGCCCAGGGUGCCGCACGACAGCAGCAAGGACGGCGUCACCGUCUUCGUCAGCAACCUGCCCUACGGCCUGCGGGAGCCUGCCGCCACGCUCCGGCCGCUCUUCGAGGCCUGCGGGGACGUGGUCGAGGUCCGCCCCAUCUUCAGCAACCGCGGCGACUUCCGGGGCUACUGCUACGUGGAGUUUAAAGAGGAGGCGGUGGCCCUGCGGGCCCUGGAGCUGGAUCGGCAGACCGUUGAGGGGCGGCCAAUGUUUGUCUCCCCCUGUGUGGACAAGAGCAAAAACCCAGACUUCAAGGUGUUCAGGUACAGCACUGCCCUGGAGAAACACAAGCUGUUCGUCUCGGGCCUGCCAUUCUCUUGCACGAAAGAGGAACUAGAAGAGAUCUGCAAGGCCCAUGGCACUGUGAAGGACAUCCGGCUGGUCACCAACCGGGCCGGCAAACCCAAGGGCCUGGCCUACGUGGAGUACGAAAACGAAUCCCAGGCAUCUCAGGCCGUCCUGAAGAUGGACGGCAUGACUAUCAAAGAGAACGUCAUCAAAGUGGCCAUCAGCAACCCGCCUCAGAGGAAGGCUCCAGAAAAGCCAGAGGCAAGGAAAGCCCCGGGGGGCGCCAUGGUGCCGCGGCAGAUCUACGGAGCGCGGGGGAAGGGGAGGACCCAGCUCUCUCUGCUGCCCCGUGCCCUGCAACGCCCAAGCGCCACCGCGGCCCAGGCUGAGAACGGCCCUGCCCCGCCGCCGGCGGCCACCGAGGUACCCAAGAUGUCCAAUGCCGACUUUGCCAAGUUGCUUCUGAGAAAGUGAGUGGGACUGUGCGAGAAGGGAAAUGCCUUACUUGAUGCUGGCCGGGAAGACGCCCGGUGGCCCAGCUGCGCCCUGGCUGUGCAGGACCCGGUGCAGCGCCCGUGGCCACACGCUUGCUCUGGUUUAGGUAGGACGGGAAAAGGGUGUCCAAGGAAAGAGGCUUUAAGUGCUCCCUCAUAUUGAGGGCGAGAGGACGAAAAUGGUCACUCCACAGGCUGGGCGCAGGGUGCGGUUUCCUAAGAUGUGUCUUAAAGAGUGAGAAACAGAAGUGAAACGUGAAUACACCGUUUUGAGACCCCCUUGUCCAAAUAUUUUUGGCCACCUCUGGUCCCCUUUUUAUAAGACACUUCUCUUACACCCUGCACAGCACAUGUGCCCGUCACUCUUUUUAAAAGACAAAAUGGCAGAUGUUAGUAAUUCACCAGAAUGGCCUAUUUUAGUAAAGGGGUGGGGGCAAGGGGCACAUAAAAAACAUCUGAUGGGCUUUUGUUCACAGGGGGCUGUGCGUUUUUAUAUUACGUAUUUGUAAAUGACACGUCAACCCACUGUUUUGUUUCCUAAAAGCAAAAUACUUGUGACAUUUGUUUUGUAUAGGAAUUCUGUGCGCCAUCUGCUAUGGACGUUUUUCUUUGCCUAGUGACUAGUGAACUGUGUUCUUUGUCUAAAUGUUGAGUUUCAGCCCUUUGGUUUUGUUUAAAUAGCAUUGUCAAGUGCAAACUUAAAUUCUCCCCAUUUAGCUUUGUUUAUUAAACUGAAGUUCUCUUAAAAACUUCUUGUCAAAAGGUACCCAGAUGUGCAUUCAAAUAUGUAUUUUGAAAUGGGUGUACCUUGGUUUACCUAAUGGGUGUGUAAAUAGAACUUUUGUAAGUCAAAUCCGCUUGGCACUUUGAUUUAAACCAUUUCUGCUGUGAUAUCUUUGGUUUUAAACUUCAGUUUAGAGCAGUUUGGCGCUUACAGCUUUCAAGCUUUUUUACCCACAUCUUUUAUCCAGUAUUUAUUGCUUUGAAAGUGACAUUGGCAGUUCAGUAGGGAAACUGACUUUAUAGCAGUUCAGUGGGGAAACUGACUUUAUAAAGGCACUCUGGGGAAAAAAAUCGGAAUUCUUUCCUAUGUCAUGAAAAUCAGCUCAUUUAUCUAUUUCUAAAGGUUUUAUGCAUCAUUCAGGCUUUCCUAUAUUUUUUAACUUAACAUUUUUAAUGGACAAUUUGAAACAGAUAAGUAGAAUAGUAAACUAAGCCCCGUGUGCUUGUCAUCGAGCUUCAGUAUUGCUCAGCUCGUAGCCCGUCUUCAUCUCCACCUCCUGCCCCUCUUGUAUCCCCUGUGUUCUGGAGGGAUAUCCCAGACAUCAUUAGUGCUAACCCAAUAACACUGUAGCAUGUAUUUCUAAGGACUUAAAGGCCGUGGUUUUAUCAUUUCUAGAAACAUUAGCAGUAAUACCUUAAUGUUAUCAACCAUCCAGGCAAAUCUCCAAUUCCCUGUUUGUUGUUUUGUAAAUAAGUUUUUUAGUUGAUAGGUUCUCUGUACCUCAUCUUUAUCUUCUGCACAGAACGUUUGUUGUUAGGUGUUUUUGAAUUCAAGCAGCGGCUGUGAAGCAGUCAGAAGAAACUGUGUUCUCUGGGAUGGCCGGCCAUCCACUUCCCUGCAGAGAGGCCCAUUCCGUGGGUGAGAGGAUGUGGGUCAGUCGGGGGACCAAGGGGCCAUGGACCUUUCCUUAGCAAUCCAGGUCAUGUGGUGCUAAACGGUUUUGUUCUCCUGCUGUUGCCAGUCCUCUGACCUUACUUCACCCUCUCAAAUGUCCACAGGGGCUUGUUACAGAGGUGGACCUUUCAGACUCGAACAGGACCCGAUUUAGGUGCAGGGUGUUGACUGUUGUAGAAAUAGAUUUUCAGGAACCUAGGAGUGGGUUUAUGUAGUCCUGGGGGGAAAAAAACUGAUUGUAAAUAGAUACAUGAAAAACCA